CUAAUCGGAUUUCUCCCCUUAUAAACCCCAAAAAAACCCUCUUCCUCUUCAGCACUUACUUUCCCACUCUCAAUCAUCUUCUUCAAUUCUUCCCCAAAAAAAUCCCCAAAUUUCCAUUUAGGGUUUCUGCAAAUCGAAGAUAUCAAGGAAAGCCAUGAAAGCCUCCGUCAAGUUCCGCGACGAUCAGAAGCCGCUGUUCAGAGCCAAAGUCCCCCUGAGCAUUCUCGGCUUGCCUUUCCAGUCCGGAAUCGUCGCCGGCGAGUCCAAGGAGCUCACUCUCAAUCUUGGAACCUUCUUCGAAUCUGGACCGUCCAUCAGGAUCGCCUACCGUCCCAACGACACGUGGAACCCCUUCUCCCUCGUCGUCAAGACCGGCACCGGCCACUUCGGCUCGCCGGCGGCGAGUUCGAUGCUGAUGAGCGCCGAAUUCAACUUGCUCGGCCGUGGAAACCCUAGGUUCAUGCUUAACUUCAAGCCUCGCUUCGGCGAUUUCUCGAUCAGGAAAUCGCAGUCCUCGGUGUUCGACAACCUUCUUGUGAAGCCUCAGAACGGCACCGCGUCGGAGGACGACAACGGUUCGAUCGAAGUCGUCGAGUCGCCGAUGAUGUCGAUGAACGGCUCGUUCGCCGGGAAGAAGAUCGCGCUUUUCCCGUCCGAUACUUCGUCCAUCGCCGGCCUCUUUUCCGGCAUGGAUGUGACGGCGAGGACCGCCGUGCCAGUGAGGAACCGCGCGGCGGUGAACUUCCGGUGGGGAGUUAGGGUUCCGGCGGAGAUCAAGAGCGUGGCUGGGAAUCCAACGGCUGGGAUUUCGCUUCAGAAAAUCCCUUUCCUGGUGAUGAACAAGAUCGGCAUCGAACACGUGGACGGUCCGGAUCCGAAGAUGACCGCCAAAGCGAAGCCGCCAUCGUGGCCGGAGAAUGCUGACGUGGCGGAGGCUUGUUUCACGGUGAAGCGUCAGCUGGAGGUUAUGCAGGCGGAGAACGGGCUGCUGAGGAAGGCCGUGGAGGAUCUCCGGCGAGAAUUCGUCGGAGCAUCGCCGGCGGGGAGUUUUGAUUCGGGAAAGUACAGAGAGUUCGAUCUGAACGGAAGUAAAACCCCGAAAAGUGAUCGCCGGAGCAGCGAGAAGAAGGCGGCGGAGGCAGAAGCGAGUGAGGAAUUAAAGAAGGCAUUAAAGGGAGCUUAAAUCUUGGGUUCGAAAGUUUGAAUUUGUGGAUUGAAUUAUAUGCUUGUUUAAUUUUUUUUUUUUUUUUUUUUUUUUGUUAAUCAUGGUUGUUUAAUUAGUAUAUCAAUUUUGCGAGACUUUUUCUUUUUCUUUUUUGGAUAAUUUGAUAACGUUUUGGGAACUUUCAAUGUAAAUUGAUUAGGUGAUAUU
Molecule: messenger RNA, 1372 nt
Organism: Morus notabilis
Lineage: Eukaryota; Viridiplantae; Streptophyta; Magnoliopsida; Rosales; Moraceae
Exons: 1
Coding region: 155-1183 (342 amino acids)
Source: RefSeq, a predicted model, not a curated record